AUGAAGCAGGAUGUUAAAUUCUUUGUACAAUAUCCGCCCAGUCAUGCAAUACGAUAUGCUUCUUACAUGAACCCUAAAGUUAAAAAAGAAUUGAAGGACAAGCUUACGGAUAGACAGUUUGAACUCUUUUCCGAGACAAUAUUUGGGAAAUACCUCGACAUGCAGCAUUGUGAAGUUCAACCACAGAUGUUCAGGUGUUUUAUGGUUAGAGAGCUGAAAAAAAGUACCCCUACUGCCUUUGUUAUUGAUGUUAAUGGUUUCGAAUUGACGUUCCAGCUUUUCGAUUUUGCAUUAAUCACUGGGUUGAAGUGUUUCGGGGAAGAAAUUGUCGUUAACUCUAAGAAAAACAGACUGUUGGAUACAUAUUUUGGGGGUUCCGACAAAAGUGUGAAAAAGACUGAAUUGCUUGAAUGCUUUAAGGAUCAGAAUUGGGGCGUUGAUGAUGAUGCAGACGGAGAUGCUGUAAAGAUUGCAUUACUGUAUUUUAUCCAUACAUACAUCCUAUCCGGUGAGAAAAACAAUGUAGUGAUUCCAAGGCUCCAUUUUGACUUGGUAGAGAGUGGGCGGUACGUAGACUAUACAUGGGGAAAGGAAGCGUUUGAUGAUUUGGUCAGAAGUAUUCACCAUAAAAUGGAUAAGACAAAACAGUAUUAUUGCCUUCGUGGUUUUCUGUUUGCUAUGCAAGCAUGGCUAUACGAGUGCUGCUCCAACGUUUCCCCAAAUUUGGCAGUAAAAAAUGGAGAUCGUAUUCCUAGAAUGUUCAACUGGAAAACUAUAGACGGGACUCCACAUUUUAAAGAUCUCAUGACUAGAAUGUUCAAUGAAGAAGACGAGUCAGAGGACCGUCUUACUUAUACGAAUAUUGUGCCGACCAUCAGUGAGAUUGAGGAACUUGGAUUGCGUCCAUAUCUCUCCGGUAAUUCUGCAUCGACAGGUCAACAACAGGUGGCGGAUGACUAUGAUGAUUUUAGUUCGACACCACCACAUGCUUCUACAACCAAGCAGCCUCAAAAUAAAGGUGUAUCACAAUCUCCACCUCACAAAAAGCCUAGACAGAUGCCAAUGGUACCAUCGCCAUUGAAGAAGACCGCAUCUCCAAAUACACGUGUUGGUAGUCAUCCGGGUGGUGGAAGAUUCACCAGACGUCAUGGGUUGGCAUCAACUGGGCAUGCUUCAGCAGUGGAAAAGGAACCAGCUCCAAUACCCAACCCCCCGACUGCUGUUCCUGUUGACGUCCCAUCCACCAGCAAGUCCGAGGAUAUCUCUGGUCUGAGGGAGGAACUCAAUGAGUUUAAGUAUAAAGUUUUCGCCGAAUUCAAGGAUCUUCACAAAGCCAUCAACGAAAACUUUAGCAAGGUUUUUGAAUAUAUGAAAGUGAAUCAAACUACAGAAAAGGGUGCUGACAGUGCGGCCCCGGUUCAGCCAGCCGACGAGUACAUUCAACGGGAAGCUGGAGGAGUUGGCUUGCAACAGUUUGAAGUGCCUGAUAUUGGAAUGGAUCACCGCAACGAAAGUGGGGAAACAUUAAAGGCAUCUACUGAAGAACUUCUGGAAGGUGGUGAUAAUUCUGGAGAACAAAAAGAAUCGACGGAAUACAUAGUUGAGUUUCCCUACGACACCGUAUCUGUCAAAUCGCCAGUCGUAUCAGCAAACUCUGCUGACAUAGCAGAGGUCCUAGCUGAUAUUUCUCGCACAGGCUGGUCUUCGGGUCCCACUCAUGACAAGAGUGCUGUAUUGCAAGAAGAUCGUCAUAUUUUCGAGACGCCGCCCAAAGUUAGUGAGAAUGUGAUUCCCUUAUCUCAGUUUCUUUUGCCUGACGAGCUGUUUCCAAGCCAAACCCCCGAAAGAAGAAUGGUUUUGCAUCCAUCAGUAGCCCGGAACAGACGUCCUAGUAAAUACCAAGUUUCCCCUUUCAUGGAGAAUUAUGAGUCUGCUUCAGGAAAGUAUAUAUAA
Lycium barbarum (goji berry) is the source of this 1953-nucleotide messenger RNA. RefSeq lists its product as uncharacterized. The record is from RefSeq and is a predicted model, not a curated record. The coding region runs from base 1 to 1953 and encodes 650 amino acids. NCBI's taxonomy places the organism in Eukaryota, Viridiplantae, Streptophyta, Magnoliopsida, Solanales, Solanaceae. The transcript has 7 exons.